This is a messenger RNA of Bolinopsis microptera, 1830 nucleotides long. RefSeq names its product homeobox protein ceh-31-like. The record is from RefSeq and is a predicted model, not a curated record. The coding region runs from base 11 to 988 and encodes 325 amino acids. Gene Ontology annotation, molecular function: DNA-binding transcription factor activity, RNA polymerase II-specific; RNA polymerase II cis-regulatory region sequence-specific DNA binding. The transcript is spliced from 10 exons. Gene Ontology annotation, biological process: cell differentiation; regulation of transcription by RNA polymerase II. Gene Ontology annotation, cellular component: nucleus. NCBI's taxonomy places the organism in Eukaryota, Metazoa, Ctenophora, Tentaculata, Lobata, Bolinopsidae.
UUUGAGCUGCAUGUCCCAACCUCACUACGAGUACCCGUCGCGCACCACGUGGCUAGGUUACCAGGCAACGAAACCGGAGCACGUGCUUACUACGACGACCAAUAAGAUGCAGGACAGCAACCACGUGACUUCUUAUCCCGACUGGAGGCAGAACUCGGGCGAUUCCUACUUUCCGCAGUGUCAGUUUAGCUGCCAGUUCAAGGAUAUUGAUACCAAACACGAUCUUACCUCCGCCGUCGCCCCACUUUCCCCUCAACCCUCCCUUCCAGACCAAAAACCCCAAAUAGGGAGCAGUACCACGGAUAAUGGUACAAUGGUGACGGACACAGCAAAGUUACAAGAAUACCUUAUCCACACCAGCAAUACAGUAGCAACGAAUGGUAUUCAGCCAUUGUCACCUACUUCCACGUCAGAUCACGUAACCAGUUGUGGCUCUCCUAUUUCUGAUACGAAGGACCAGUUGAUGUUAAGAACACUCCGGUCCCCUCCUCGUGACAUGAUGUGCUCCUCUCCUCCCUCCAACAGCCGGUGCACGGCCGCCCCCGCCUCAUCAACCGUCAGCCCUCACAGCCCCGUCUCCAGCAGCGAUAUCGCCGGGAUCGGAAAAACGAAGAAGAAGAGAAAACCUCGAACUUGUUUUAGCGUUGGUCAGAUGCUGGUAUUAGAAAAUACGUUCCAGCAAACCAAAUACGUCUCAAUAACGGACCGGGGCAAGCUAGCCGGCUCUUUAGGACUUACUGACAGUCAAAUAAAGGUCUGGUUCCAAAACCGAAGAAGCAAAUGGAGAAAGACCAUGGAUUCUAAGGAUCAUCAUGGAAACUUGCGACACAUGAGUUCAUGUACUGAUCAGCAGCUCCCUCCUUCACAACAAUACUUCUGGCCUAACGCUCAACAUCACCAUCAGAUUUUACAGGAGUACCACGUUCCGACCACGACGAAUCCGGAGCACCUGUACAAUGGGUACAGCUACCGACACAUGGUAGGAUGAGUAUCACGCGUAUCUCAUAGCAACACACGCGCAGAUUACGCUUUGCACGUGCUGGCGCAGCUGAUCUCUGAUCGUAAGAAGAAUUAGAAGUUAGAAGAAAGGGAGGUGUGUGUGUGUGAAACUGAACGACAAUACAGUAAACUUGAACUUUAGACAUGGACCUUUGUAUUGAGAGGUGGAAGUAGAUGAUAGCUUAAUUUUGAUUAUAUAUUUCAAAUGAAGUCGAAGUUGAUAAAUUGUGUGUUGGAUGAAAUAUACUCUUGGCAGGUGGAUUAUUAUUUAAAAUAUUUUCUCGGCUCUUAGACUGAUCAAGACACUCGGUGAAAUAAUUUCGAGCCGUAAAUAAAGACUAUACGGGACUAAGUUAUUUAUUUUUGUAGAAAAUUGGCUUUCAAGGCAGCUAAAAGAUUGAUCUAUUGUAUUGAUCUGUAGUGAGAGCUGCCGAAUAGAAAUCAUCAUCAUCAUCACUAUGAAGUUAGGGUAAUUAAUUUAACCGUAAUUCGUUCAUUUGACCUACAUUUAUGCUUUAGUGAAUUCGCCUUUUGUAUUAUAGCACUAUUUUCUGUGAUUCAAUACACUCAGAUCAAAUAAAUUUCUCGUAUUUAGAUAACUCAUAUCGCAAAACAUUUAUUUAUUUUCUUGACCAAAGUUUGGUUAAUUAUGUAAGGUUGGCAUACGAGCCAUUUACGAAUUUAACAGAUUUGAGUGUAAUUGAUUGAACUGUGUAAACUGACUAACUGACUUAGUUUUUUUGAAUGAGUUUUACGUUAAUAACUGAUAUUAAUUUACGAUAGAUGUAACCACUAUUUAAUUGAUAUAUACAUAAUAAUGACUUGUGAUUA